GCGACGCCAGUCCUCGACAGACGCGCGCGCAACUCAGACGUGUCUUCCCGACGUGUCUGCCCGUCUCGUCCUGCCUGGCUUGUGUGUAGUGCUUAGGAUAGCCGGAAGGGCCCCUCACCUCACGAACAACACAAGGAUACCAUGAGGUGGCUGGUUCUCGUCGCGUUGGGCUGCCUGCUCGGCCUGGCCGUCGCAUCUCCCAUCGCCAACCGCGAGCAGGAGGUGGACAAGGCCGACAAGGCCGCCCCCCAGGCCGUGGCCGUCGCCCCCGCCGUCGCCACCGGCCGCCAGUCAUCUUCCGACAACCAGGUGUCCUCGUCCGACGACGACGAUGACGAUGACGACGACGAUGAGGAUCUGGACCUCGACAUAGAGGACGACGACGACGAUGAUGAUGACGACGACGAUGACGACGAUGACGACGACGCGACGCCCACGGGCCAGAACGCCCCUGCUAGCGGCAGCCAGCCCGCCCAGGUCGCAUCAUCCAGCGACGAUGACGACGACGACGACGAUGAGGGAGACUACUUCGAGAGGUUCUUCGAUGACUUCCUUGGAGACGACGAUGACGACGAUGACGACGACGAACCCUCCAAGCCGGCGGCUCAGCCCUCCGCCGGCCCCGCCCCCCAGGGCCAGGCCGCCUCCGAGGUUUCCGAGGACUCGCUAGGUGAAUACUCGGCCAACGGCGAGCAGGACGGCGAGCAGACCGCCGACGACGCCGAGGGUCAGGGCCAGUCGGCCAGCGAGGUGUCAUCCGAGGGCCAGGUCCAAGCGCAGGCCUCCGAGACGGCCCAGGACGUGCAGGCCGCCCCCCAGGCCACCCAGGACUCUCAGGACGCCUCCUCAAAUGACGACGACGAUGACGACGACGACGACGAGGAAGAUGUCGGCGUUGACGAUCUCGUAGAUGAUGAGGAGGACGACGAUGACGAUGAUGAUGACGAUGACGACGACGACGAUGUUGAGACGGACUUGGACGACGUGGUGGACGAUGAGGCGAUUGAAGCGAAAAGAUCACGCGCGCUCCAGAACGGCCCGUCCACCGCGUACAUCACAAAGUACAACCGCUUCGUGGACACCAUCCUGGAGAGGGUCAACAAGAUCCUGCGUCGCUCCUACGACCCCGUCAACGUCCGCCUCACGCCUGGGGAGAAGGCCGCCGUCAAGUCCGCCGACAAGGAGAAGAAGAAAAAGAAGAAGAAGAAGGACAAGAACAACCAGCGCGACGGCGACAUGAUGUCCAAGACUGACGACGCGGAGAUCGCUGCCACCACCAUCGAGGACAUCAUCGCCACCACGGUCGCCAGCGUCGCCCCCGCGCCCGCCAGCAACGCGACCGGCCGCGCGCACCACGCCAGCCCGCGCGCCAAGAACACCAAGAACAAGACCAAGAACAAGAAGAAGACGGGCACCAAGACGCAGCACCCCCGCGCCAAGGCCACGCUGUACGGCCUGUCCUCCAUCAAGCGGUCCGGCGACGUCACCGUCAACAUGAUGAACACGCACACCACGGUGCGCACCAACUUCCUGCUCGGGCCGCUGGUCCUCAAGGUCGAGAAGGAGUUCGGCCGCGGCGCCAAGAAGGAGCUGCGCAGCGCGACCGCCACCACGGCCGAGAUGACGGGCAGGCUCAACCUGAGGGUGAUGCACGGCGGCGCGGCGACACUGCACUCCAUCAGGGUCAUGCAGCCCAAGCAGGUUCGCAUGCAAACCAUGAGCCUUGGGGCGGGGGCGGGGAACAGCACGAAGGUCCGCGUCGAGAGCGCCGACGACCACGACAGGACGCGCGAGUUCGUGUGGUCCCGCAGCAGCCACAUCGCCCACCUGGUGUCGCAGAAGCUCACGUCGGCCACCAGGUCCAUGCUGCAGCCGCCCCCCACCGUGGGCGCCCUGUAGGCCCUGCCGGCCCGCAGCGGGACCGUCGCAAGAUCUCAUUUAGCAGUGGGUCCGUUCGCAGGACGGCCCACUAGACUGAUAGCCAUCGUGGGGAGGAAGAGGAGCACGGCGGCGGGCGCGGCGCGCGGCGCCCAAAUCCGGGCCGCCUGCCGGGUAAUGCCCGGUUGUCACCGAGAUCACGGGGCUGCCUGCAGAACCGCCCACGCCGCCACGCCGCCGGGUAGCUUCCGGCUUCCGCGCACAGAUAGCGAUCAAAGGCACCUCUGGGCCGGUUGCCGGUUUAGGGCGGCCAUUCUUCGCCCUGGCCUCCGUGGCCUCCGCCGUGCGUGCGUGCGGCGCGGACCACGGGUGCGUGGGCGGCGGCAGCUCGAGCUGGCACAACGAGACGGGGAGACAACGCAGACCACCGACAUUGGACAAAAUAAUUUAUAGGCCAACAAGAAAAAAAUUAUUUAUUCUAUUUAUUUGUAUUUAUAAUAAUUUAUUUUAAAUAA
Thrips palmi is the source of this 2393-nucleotide messenger RNA. RefSeq names its product acidic repeat-containing protein-like. The coding region runs from base 142 to 1899 and encodes 585 amino acids. The transcript is spliced from 9 exons. The record is from RefSeq and is a predicted model, not a curated record. NCBI's taxonomy places the organism in Eukaryota, Metazoa, Arthropoda, Insecta, Thysanoptera, Thripidae.